Molecule: messenger RNA, 2403 nt
Organism: Monoraphidium neglectum
Lineage: Eukaryota; Viridiplantae; Chlorophyta; Chlorophyceae; Sphaeropleales; Selenastraceae
Product: glucosamine--fructose-6-phosphateaminotransferase (isomerizing)
Exons: 13
Coding region: 1-2403 (800 amino acids)
Biological process (GO): UDP-N-acetylglucosamine metabolic process; protein N-linked glycosylation; fructose 6-phosphate metabolic process
Molecular function (GO): carbohydrate derivative binding; L-glutamine:D-fructose-6-phosphate transaminase (isomerizing) activity
Source: RefSeq, a predicted model, not a curated record
AUGUGCGGCAUCUUUGGCUAUGCCAACUAUGGCGUCGGCCAGCCCAUCCAGGCCAUUCUCGACACUCUGUUCGAUGGCCUGCAGCGCCUCGAGUACCGGGGCUAUGACUCAGCCGGCGUCUGCGUGGACGCGCCGGCCGGUGAGCCUGGCGCCAGGUGCCCUCUGGUGAUCAAGCACCAGGGCAAGAUCUCAGAUCUGAGGGUGCGCGCCGCCGAGGUGCUGGAGGAGAACACGCUCUUUGCCGGCGAGCUGUACUCCACGCACGUCGGCAUCGGCCACACGCGCUGGGCGACGCACGGGCCGCCGAACGCAACCAACAGCCACCCGCAUGUGAACGGGCCGGACGGCGAGUUUGUUGUGGUGCACAACGGCAUUAUCACCAACCACGCCACCCUCAAGCCGUUCCUGGCGAAGAACGGCGCCGUGUUCGUGAGCGACACCGACACCGAGGUGGUGCCCCACCUGUGCGAGUACCUCUGGAAGAAGCGCGGUGGCAAGGUCUCCCUCGGCCAGCUGGCCAUGGAGGUGUGCAGCCGCCUGGAAGGCGCGUACGCGCUGCUGAUCAGGAGCGCCCGCUACCCCAACGAGCUUGUGGCCUGCAAGCAGGGCAGCCCCCUGGUUUACGGCCUCAAGCGCCGCGACCCCGCCGCCGCCAACGGCGCGACCAACGGCGACGCCACCGGCCGUGACCAGGGCGGUGCCGUCAGCAGCGCGUCGCGCCUGAGCGCGUCGCUGCUGGGCGCGGGCGGCGCCGGCACGGAGUUCUGGCUGGCGUCUGACAGCGCGGCGCUCCUGACGCACACGCGCGAUGUGGUGGUCCUGGAGGACGGUGACCUGCUGCACGUGGACGCCUACGGCCGCCCCCACGUGUUCAACUCCCUGGCCAUGACGUCACGCACCCUGGCCAAGGCUGACAUGGCCGACCUGGAGGUGAAGAGGGAGGGCCGCAAGAUCGAGGCCGAGGUGGAGUCCAUCAUGAAGGGCGGUUACGACCACUACAUGCAGAAGGAGAUCCACGAGCAGCCCAAGACCCUGGCUGACACCAUGAGGGGCCGCGUCGUUCUUGACGGCAAGCCCUUCAAGCCGGUCAAGUCCUCCGCCCCCGACGUUAUCUUCUCGGGCCACUUCAUUGACCCCUGCGAGUCCGCCAGCCUCUUCUCCGGCUCCAACAUCGCGGCCGCCAGCGGCGCGGAGGGCGGCUUCGAGCUGCCGUCGCGCAUCGGCGGCAAGAAGGCGCGCGCCAAGGAGCCGACGCCCGCCGGCGCGCUGUUCAGCGGCGCGCUGCUCGGCGCCGCCGCGGCCGCGACUGCGGCGCCCGACAAGGCGGCGGCGCCUGCUUCCGCCGGCUUCAUGGAGGAGGGCAUCCCCGCCGCGGGCGAGAGCGAGCCCUUCAUCAAGCUGGGCGGGCUGUCGGACCACGUCGAGGGCAUCCUGCGCUGCCGCCGCAUCGUGUUUAUUGCGUGCGGCACGAGCUACCACGCGUGCCUGGUGGCGCGCAAGACGCUGGAGGAGUUUGCGGCGAUGCCCGUGGUCGUGGAGCUGGCGGGCGACUUCAUGGACCGUGAGGCGCCCGUGUUCCGCGAUGACACGUGCGUGUUUGUCAGCCAGAGCGGCGAGACCGCCGACACCCUGAGGGCCCUCGAGUACGCCAAGGCCAAGGGUGCGCUGUGCGUGGGCAUCACCAACACUGUGGGCAGCGCCAUCUCCAACGCCACGCACUGCGGUGUGCACCUGAACGCGGGCUUCGAGAUUGGAGUCGCCUCAACCAAGGCCUACACUUCCCAGAUCGUGGCGCUGACAAUGAUGGCGCUCCUGCUCGGCGCCGACUCGCGCGCCAAGAUGCCCAAGCGCAUCGCCGCGAUGCGCGCGCUGGCACGCCUCCCCGACGACGCGCGCGAGGUGCUGGAGCUGGACGCCAGCAUGCACAAGCUUGCUGAGCAGCUGAAGGAUGCGCAGAGCCUCAUCUUCUUUGGGCGGGGCUACAACUUCUCGACAGCUCUCGAGGCCGCGCUCAAGGUCAAGGAGGUGGCGCUGAUCCACUCCGAGGGCAUCAACGCCGGCGAGAUGAAGCACGGCCCCCUGGCCCUGGUGGACGAGAACCUGCCCAUCGUGGUGAUCGCCACCCAGGACGCGAUGCACCGCAAGAUGGAAUCAGUCAUCCAGCAGCUGCUGGCCCGCAGCGCCAAGCUCGUCAUCCUCUGCAACACUGGCGACGACGCUAUGACCCAGUUUGAGGGCCGCGGCUGCACCCUCAUCCGCGUCCCGCGCACCGUUGACGCCCUGCAGCCCAUCAUCAACAUCAUCCCCCUGCAGCUGCUGUCGUACCACCUCACCACUCUGCGCGGGUUCAACGUGGACCAGCCGCGCAACCUGGCCAAGAGCGUCACCGUCACGGAGGACUGA